Messenger RNA from Symbiodinium sp. CCMP2592, 714 nucleotides. NCBI's taxonomy places the organism in Eukaryota, Dinophyceae, Suessiales, Symbiodiniaceae. The record is from the annotation of a GenBank genome assembly.
AUGGUCGCCUUUGCCUCCGAGGCACGACACAAUCAGAUUAUCGGCGAAUUGGGAGCAGAACAUCAGGAGCAGCUCCGUGCAAUGUGCAACAGUGGGCUUGCAGAAGUAACCAAGUUGAGGAAUGAAUUGGGCAAUGCUAACAUUGCGUUGUCGAUUCAGAGAUCUGAAAUGGGUCAAGGUGAAGCUCGUUUCCAGCAAACCGAAAGCGCGAGGGAACUCGCUGUCCUUGAAGCCAACAGGCAAGCUGAAGCUGCCCGUAGAGCUGUAGAGGAAGCUAACAACAACGCCAGGCGCCUUCGCGAAGUGGAAACUUCUGCCCGUCAGAAUGAUGCAAUGCGAUCACAUGAGGUCGCUGACAUGUCAGCUCGAAUGGAUGAACUGAUGAGGCAGCUUCAGGCCCAGCGUCAGCAGACCGAGGUGACACUCCGACAGAACAGGCUACGGACGCCGGAAGGCGAACCCCUCCGGAAGGUUCUAGCCCUGGUGGCAGUGGUGGCGGACCCGAUGGUAAACGGCCCCAGUGGCGGUGAUGAUGACCAUGAUCGUCACGAUCGGAAGUCCAAGAAGGAUAAGAAGCAUAAGAAGAAGAAGAAGAAGAAGAAGAAGUCGCGCAGGCGACGUAGGCGUGAUCCUUCGUCUUCCCCAUCUAGUUCUAGCAGUAGCUCUGGUGAUUCGAGCUCUUCCUCAUCCCGCAUUGAUAAGAAAUCGUGGUGA